Messenger RNA from Patiria miniata (bat star), 1971 nucleotides. RefSeq lists its product as uncharacterized. The transcript has 4 exons. The record is from RefSeq and is a predicted model, not a curated record. The coding region runs from base 1 to 1971 and encodes 656 amino acids. Lineage: Eukaryota; Metazoa; Echinodermata; Asteroidea; Valvatida; Asterinidae.
AUGUAUCUGUUUUUGCUGUGUUCUUGGAGUUUAUUUAGUGGGUUCGGAGUGGUUGUCAACGCAGAGCCUGCAGUGACAGCGUGGAUCAUUACACCCGAGAGAGAUAGGAAGUUCGGUGGGCGAGUUGAGAUGAGGCGAAUCCCCUGCGGCAACAACCACACCUCUUCUAAACCAAACACGGAUUUGAACUCCAACGCAACACAUAUCGAGCAUACAACUAGUAACCCUCGUGGUUUCGAGAACUCAGGACUUGAACAUGACACCUACCAUGAACCGAGUCAAGUCAGAAUGAGUGCAAGACCUGAACAAGAGGCACAGGCCUCGUACUCGGCUGCAAACCAGGAAGCAGCGGUUACAAACAACGCCUCAGUGAUGUACGCACAACCACACAAGUCACAAGCCAAAAUUGAAAAGGAGGACGCUGCGGUGUACGCACAACCACAUAAGCCACAAUCCAGAACAGACAAACAUAAUGCAAAAUUAGCCCAGGAGCCAGAACAGAUGCACAGCAAUCAUGUCUUGGAUUCUACCAACCCAUACAGCCUCCCAGAUCCACUUGGAAGUAGACCCACCGCGGUUCUCAAACCCAUAGCCAAGGUUCCACCAACAACGAGAGUUCCCAAGAAACCAGAGCCCUAUAAACCCAAAGCACAGCGGGCAAGCGUCCCACAUGACAUCAUCGCUAGCCAUCGGGAACCAGGGGAGUCAAUACGCCCUAACUCGACCCCAUCACAGUCCCCAAUCACCCCUGAUGACAACACCUUCGCCACUGCUACACCACCCAGCGAGUCGGCAAUGUAUGCCCAGGUCUCCUUACCACAAGCUGAGGUGACUGCUGUUCCUAACCCACCGCCACCAUCACCUCCAGACCAUCUUGUCUAUGCUGACUUGGACUUGCAUCCUGAUUCGUCUGUAGAUGUAAAUCAGCCAGUGUCAACCACUCAACCACCGGCAGUGUACGCGCAAGUGAUGAAGAACCGCCCAAAACCUGAAGACACAAUUGCAGAACCCACAGUGACUGCGUGGAUAGUCACACCGGAGAGGAAUCAAAAGAUAGGCGGGAGCGUUCAUAUGAGAUGCGUGGCCAAUAACCUGGAAGCAGAUCACAUCGUGGAGUGGAGGACUGAGAACCCAAUCAACUCACUGAGAUGGGGUGGUGGGACCGAUAUUGUGGCCAGCGCCAAGAUCACACUGAGAGUGUACUCGCCCAGUGAGUCCUUCCCUAUCUGCUCCCCUGAUGGACCCACUACAGUAGACACUGGAACACAGUUGAGUUUGACAUGUUCAGCUGAUACAGGUAAUGCGACAAUCACGGUCACUCCAAUUCCCGCAAUGCCCAACACCUACCCAUGGAUCACAUCAGUCGUCAAUGGUAAAUCAUCCAAGUCAUUGGAUUUGACACUUGAUGCUUCCCAUGACAAUUUGACAUUCGAAUGCAGCAUCCCAUCUGUGACUUACAUUGGCCUAAGACGUUCCUGUUUCGUCGGGCCCAUCAGUGUAAUAAGUAUCCCUUUGAGUGUGACAGAAGUGGCAGAGAUCGACACAAGUGACGUUAUUCCAUUCACCACGACAUCUCCAAUGACUGUCUCUUCAAUUCUUCCGACACCUCUCCAAUGUCCAAAUGGCCAGUCAUCUCUCCCAGUCACAUGGGUAGCUACCUCCGCGGCUGCUAUAAUCCUUUUUGUCAUGUCUUGCAUCAUCAACAUCUUCCUCAUCUGCCAAAAUCUGAAACUCAAACGUCACAUUAGUGUCACUGAGAAGACAUCCUCGAUGCCUCAAGCCGAUCCGUACAUGGAGCUACAGCCAACGGAUGACAGUCACAGAGUCUACACAGAACCUGAGACUAGAGGAUCUACAAUAGCACAGCACACGUACUGCCAGACACUUGGAGAAGAGAAGAAACACACAGAGGAUGACUACGAGAGACCAGACGACGAAACUGAUUACGAAGUCACUAGUGUUCGUAUUUAG